This is a messenger RNA of Cataglyphis hispanica, 748 nucleotides long. It is a transcript of the gene PolE4, whose product is annotated as DNA polymerase epsilon subunit 4. Gene Ontology annotation, cellular component: epsilon DNA polymerase complex; nucleus. Lineage: Eukaryota; Metazoa; Arthropoda; Insecta; Hymenoptera; Formicidae. The record is from RefSeq and is a predicted model, not a curated record. The transcript has 2 exons. The coding region runs from base 14 to 388 and encodes 124 amino acids. Gene Ontology annotation, molecular function: protein heterodimerization activity.
AAUAUAACACAACAUGGACAGUUCAGAAAUCGAAGACUUGGGCGGAGCGGGCGAAUUGAAUGAAAGUCGUGCUAAUGAGGAGAAUGUACAAGAACUGCAGGAAGAGAUCGCCUUGCAUGCAGGUGAUGAGGAGCAGCGAGAAAAGUUAUUGCGACUACCUUUAGGAAGGAUAAAGACAAUCAUCAAAAUGGAUCCGGAGGUUACUUUGGUCAAUCAAGAGGCUGUCUUUCUGACAGCGAAAUCAGUGGAACUUUUUAUCGACUCGCUUGCGAAGGAAGCUUAUAAAUAUACUGCACAAGCAAAGAAAAGGACUGUUCAGAAACGCGAUGUGGAAAGUGCGAUUGAUAACGUCGAUGCACUUGUAUUUCUAGAAGGUAUGCUCGACUAAAGUGAACUCGACUAAGUAUAACUUUAUAAUAUAAUUAUUACCUAUUGCUAUAAAGUUGGAUAAAUUGUAUUAUAAAAAUAUAUUUUUUACUUUAUUAAUAAAAUCACAGAUAAGCACUAAGGUUUUCAUAUUUAUAAGCAUUAAAUUUUAUCAACUUUUAAUAAAAAAAAAAAAAAUUGAUACCAUAUACAUAUUGUCAUUAAAAUAAUAUUUAAAUUAAAUGAUAAACUUAUAUGUCAAGAUUUAGCAUAUUUUAUUCAUGCAAUAAGAAAAAUGUUUUUUUAGUAUGUUUCUUUUUUAUAAUAAAUCAAGUUUCCAUUUUAUAAAUGGAACAAAUAGAAUUUCUUAUAAGAAUUAAAU